UCUUCCAUUACCCAAACAUUUUUCAAGUAAGAAUUUCCCACGUAGUGCGUUGUGUAGGCCGGGAUGAAAUGCCACGAGUUCAUCAACUGUAACAUUGAGAGAGAGAGAGUGGGCGCCAGCCCGAACUAAUCCAUAACAUUAAAUACCAACAAAACAAAGUAGAUGCGACCAAGUCGGUGCACCGUGAAUCUACUCAUGAUUAUUUGAAACCAUGGUCCUGGACUCUACAAACCCGGCAUUGCUGUUGACAAGUCGUUCUGUAACUGAUUGCAAUCAUCCACUGCUAACAAGACGAGUGCAAUAAGGAGAUAGUCAGUGCCUAGUUAGACUGAAAUCAGGAUAAUUCAUGCAUGACCAAAUCUGUUCAUCUUUUUUCCCCAAGGCUCUGACUAACCUUUGGGUGGGCAGCAGUCUACCAUGACGAAACCAAACUGUCCAAACUAUGGACAACCAAUUGACACUGGAUGGUCCUGGGUCAUAUGUUUUGCUAGUUUUAUGUGUUACUUUCUUAUCGGAACGUCUGGACAGGCUUUGUCCGUCUUGUUUUUGGAGCUGUCGGCCAAGUAUCAGUCUAGUUUGACUGUAACAUCACUGACCAUCAUGCUUCAGAUUCUGUUGCUCAGUGUAUCCUCGAUCGUUUCUGUCAGUAUCUUGGUACCAAAAAUUGGCGAACGACGAAUCACUGUCGCUGCAGGUGUGGUUUUUGCUGGAUGUUCUGUCGGCUGCUCAAUUUCACCCAACAUUGUCGUGUUCAUCAUAUUCUGUGCAAUACAAGGUUUAUCAGUAGGGGCAGUCCUAGUUCCCGUAAUAGGCAUUUUGGGCUACUACUUUGACCAAAGACGAUCCCUGGCCAUGAGCAUAAGCAGCAGCGGUUUGUGCGUGUCCACCAUAGCGGCCCCUCCCCUCAUUAGGGCUUUAAUGGAGGCAUACGGUCUUCGAGGCACAUUUUUGUUUUUGGCUGGAGUGGAACUGAACAUGACAGUGGCUGGAAUGCUGCUCAGACCUGCAACUAGUUAUAGAACAUCCGGAAGUAUGAAGAAAAAGUUGCUUAGCGAUAUCCCAGAGAAAGACAAAACUAAUUCUCCACAAGAUAUGCAAGUUCGUGAAAAUCAUUCUGGCAAUCAUCACAUUCCUUCUCCAAGCGUAAAUUCUGAAGAAACAAACCACAUCAAGGAAGUGACGCACAAUCUAAUCACAAGAAGCCAUGGUGACGGCCUUGUACAAUACACUAGCACCAGUAAGAAAGAUGGAACGCAAGAUGUCCACCAGGGGACCAAGAAUGCGUUGAAACAGAGGCCAGUGUUGACGCGGUACAACUCUAUUAUAGGCGGAGUGGAGGCCGCAGAGACGGCUAUUGACGAGACUCUGCUGGAGAAGGUCAGAAAGACUGAGGACACAGAGAGCUGCACAAACUGCUGCUGCUUGAGGCUUCUAAAAGAGAUCUUCAACCCUGAAUUGUUUGAGCAGUGGGCCUUUCUCUUGUUCCUGUUGGCCACAAUACCAGGGGCGACAAACCAGUACUUGUUUCAGUACAUCCCUACCAUCGCAGUUUUUCAAGGGGCGACAAGAAGCGAAGGGGCGACAAUUCUGACAGUGUGUGGGUGCGUGGAUCUUGUCAGCCGGAUACUGACUGGUCUACUGGCUGACACCCGCGUGCUGCGACCUACACAGAUUGUGGCUAUCUCACAAAUUUGUUUAGGAAUCGUCUGCCAAUUUAACAUGUUCUUCACUGACUUCAACUCUUUGAUCAUCAUGGGCGUAUUGGUGGGUCUGUUUGUAGGCCCAAGACAAUCUCUGCUACCGCCCAUGUUGCUCGAGAUAGUGGGCAUGGCCAAGAUGUCAAGGUGCCUGAGUUUGACUGCAGUAGUGGGCACUAUUUCGGCUGCCUCACACAGUCCAGCAUUGAGUGCAGUAGUGCAGUCCACAGGUUCCUACGCCAUCGUCUUGUACUAUGUAGGUAUAGCUUUGAUUUCCAGUGCUAUUGGGUUAUUAUUAACUCCCUUGGUGACACGUCUGCAGAACAAAAAGAAGGGAGAAAACUAGAUCUACAAAUCGAACCAAUCAAAGAUAAGGCAGAUGCAAAGCACCUAGUAAAAUAGACUCUUAUAUUAUUUGUAAUCUACAUGUAAUACUUUUUUUUACUAUCUGUGUUUUUUUUUUUUUGUUUUUGACUUGAAAAUAACAAUUUGUUUAAAACAUUCCAAGUAUGUAUAUAAGUUAAUAUCUCAUUGUUGGUUAAUAUUACAUUGAAUUGUUCACAAGAUCGAAUUGUAAAGAGGACUGCGAAUAAUAUAAAUGGACUACAUGAGUAGCUAACGCACUUUUUAUUGUGAGCUAAUGAUAUUUUUGGCACAAUUCAGGCCAUGUCGUGCCCAUGAGUGAAUGAAAAAAAAAGUUACUUUUGUUAUACAUGAACUUGAAAUUCGUGGCUUGGCAAUGUUAAAUAUUACAAAAAAGGAGAUGUGAGUUUUAACGCACGUGUGAGUGUUGGGAGUCACAUUUACAAUGCAGUGAAUAACUGCCAUUUAAAUGGAUAAUAGUGUCUAUAUAUUUUGUGUGUGAACUGCAAUGAAGAUAACUUGAAUGCAAGUUUACUUUAGAAUGUAUGAAAUUGUGUCAGUUUGAAUAUAUUUGUUCAAAUCUGGAAUAGUGACAGGCUUCAAGUGUGAAUCUAUUUUAUAUCUUACCAAAUUUUAUGUUUAUGUAUUUCCAACUAACUUCAUAAAGUUUUUAUACUUCUAGUACCGGUAUUUUUGUGAUUCAGUGCUAUGCUCUUUUUUCAAAUGUUAGCGAAAGUGUAUAUCAAUCUACUGAGAUUAUUUGGACAUCCCAUUAUAAAACUUGGAUAAAUUGUGCAUGUUAUUUCUUUUGUGGUUGCAAACAAUUUGUUUGCAGUGUGUUCUAAGUAUAGGAAGUCAUUUUAUUUUUACUUUUCUAAUUGUAUUUGUUUUGAAAUAGAUUUCUAAGAUUGUGUAAUAAAGACAAAAUCAAUUUCUAAAUGAUAAAAA
Messenger RNA from Biomphalaria glabrata, 3008 nucleotides. RefSeq names its product monocarboxylate transporter 9-like. The record is from RefSeq and is a predicted model, not a curated record. Gene Ontology annotation, biological process: monocarboxylic acid transport; transmembrane transport. Lineage: Eukaryota; Metazoa; Mollusca; Gastropoda; Planorbidae. The transcript is spliced from 9 exons. Gene Ontology annotation, molecular function: monocarboxylic acid transmembrane transporter activity. The coding region runs from base 418 to 2043 and encodes 541 amino acids.